AUGAGUCUCGACAACGAGAAAGUCUCUGUCGUGAUCCUUGGAGAUGGCGGUGCAGGCAAAUCCUGUAUCACGAUGCGUCUUAUUCGUUCAAAAUGGGUUGAUGAAUAUGAUCCCACUAUUGAGGACUCCUAUACGACAACCCGUGUUGUGGACGGCAAACAUUAUCGUCUCGAUGUCAUUGACACAGCUGGCCAAGAAGAAUACCGUGAUAUGCUAGGCUCUCUCUUUUCAGCAGACUCUGCAAUAGAUGCGUACCUUCUCGUCUAUGAUAUUAGCUCACGAGCAUCUCUCGACAACCUCGAAGUUUUUGAUGAACUUAUCGAGAAGAACCUCGAAUCUGGACUGAGGCCGCGCGGUGCCCCAGCUCCAGUCAAGAUGGUGGCUGGCAACAAGUGUGAUUUGGCGGAGAGCCGCGCAGUCUCGUCAGCUGAAGGCCGCGCGUGGGCCCAGGCUCAUGGAUGUGGAUUUAUGGAAACAUCAGCAAAACUCAUGGUCAAUAUUGAAGAGAUUUUUGAGACGCUUAUUCGUCAGGUGAAUCGAAACAGAAUAGAAGCAGCUGGUGGUCAGGUACCACCAUUACCAGCAGAAGUUUCUUCUCAAAAACAGCAAGGUACAACUGAAAUUCAGCCCACAAAUAGUACCAGUAUUCCACAACCAACAUCAGCAAAUACAACCGCAGCCGCUCCCCUCUCAGCAAAUGUCGGAAAUGGUGCUUCAGAUAGCGUAGGCGGUGGUGGCUCUAUUACCCAAAAGUCAGCAGGUGCUGCUACAAACUCUGGCUCAACUGCCACUAAUGCAGGUGCUGCUACUGCUACAUCCCCAAAUGCGGCGGGGAAUACUACUGAUGGCAGCGGCGCAGGCGCGGCAGCCGCGGGAAAAGUCCCUGCGGCAACAGCGACCGCGAAACCUGCGCCCAUAAGAGGUGCCGCUACCCGUGUCAAUGAAAAGACGUCACCUGCAGAUGCAAAAGCUAAUGGAUGUUGUAUAAUUUCAUGA
Messenger RNA from Magnusiomyces paraingens, 996 nucleotides. RefSeq lists its product as uncharacterized. Bases 1 to 996 code for a protein of 331 amino acids. Gene Ontology annotation, cellular component: plasma membrane. Gene Ontology annotation, biological process: signal transduction. The transcript has 2 exons. Gene Ontology annotation, molecular function: GTP binding; GTPase activity; GDP binding. Lineage: Eukaryota; Fungi; Ascomycota; Dipodascomycetes; Dipodascales; Dipodascaceae. The record is from RefSeq and is a predicted model, not a curated record.